AUGAGCUCACGCCGCGAUAAUGGCCACCAGGCAGCUGCGAAGGGGAAACAACCAGUCCGUACACCGCAACACCGGCCGGUGCAGCAGUCGCAAACCACUACCCAAGCCAAAACCAGUAGCACAGUUGUAACAGGGUUUGACGGCGAGCCGGCGCAAGUAAUUGAGACGGAAGAGCAUGUGACCAAGAAGACCGUAUGGACUCGGAUCCUGACCGGGGCGACGAAUGCAGCGAAGCCGGCGUUGAAGCAGACGGGCAAGGCGCUCAAGUCGGCGGUCCCGCAACCCCGGAUGACGGGCAAGGACGACCUGGGCUCCAACUUGAGUUACUACCGCAAGACCUUCUUCCUCCUCGACCAGCAGACCCGGUUCGAUCUCUACAUGGCCGGCCUCGCACCUAGAAUGACCAAAUCGGAGGCCCGGAGGUUCGACUCCCAAAUUCCCACCCGUCGCGUCUGCCGCAGAUUCAAGAAGGUUCCGGUCAUGUACGCCACGCAGGAGCCGCCCAACGAACAGGCCGCCUCUCCCAGGAAUCUCGCCAAAGGGGCCAAGGAUGCUAAGGCUCACGCGGCCGUCGCCAGCAGCAGCAGCAGCAACACCAAGAACAGCAACAAGAACCACAAGACAAGGGUGGAUAGGAAGGGGAAGGGGAAGACGGUGGGCGCCUCCUCAGACGAUCCAGACGCCCUGCCUGCCCAUCCGACGCCGGCAGCCUUUAAUCGGAUAUCAUACAGGGUGCAGAUCAGGUCGAGGCCGGCCUCCAGCAGCGCCGGGAUGCAGCAGCAGCAGCAGCACCAGCAGCAGCAACGGCCUGAGCAACACCACCGACAACAACAACAUCGACCACAACCACGACCACAACAACAACCAUACCUCCUCUAUCCGCAAGCUCGUGUCUUCCAGGCCACCGGCCACUGCGGAAGCGUCCAGCCCCACGACCAGGGACAAGGGCCACCGGCGACAGUGAGGGCGCAGGCGCCGGAAAGGAGAUCGUUCGGGCGGAGGAUGGCCGGGCAGACCGUUGCUAGUAUUUCGAGGGGCUAA
Messenger RNA from Thermothelomyces thermophilus ATCC 42464, 1041 nucleotides. RefSeq lists its product as uncharacterized. The record is from RefSeq and is a predicted model, not a curated record. The coding region runs from base 1 to 1041 and encodes 346 amino acids. Lineage: Eukaryota; Fungi; Ascomycota; Sordariomycetes; Sordariales; Chaetomiaceae. The transcript has 2 exons.